Messenger RNA from Brachypodium distachyon (stiff brome), 2171 nucleotides. Its product is annotated as probable indole-3-acetic acid-amido synthetase GH3.7. Gene Ontology annotation, molecular function: acid-amino acid ligase activity. The record is from RefSeq and is a predicted model, not a curated record. Gene Ontology annotation, cellular component: cytoplasm. Lineage: Eukaryota; Viridiplantae; Streptophyta; Magnoliopsida; Poales; Poaceae.
ACUCCAGCAUUGCUCCACUUCACCAGCAGGGUCAACUCCCCAACUUGGCAGCCGCCCGUAAUGGCGUCGCUGCCGGAAUUCGACCCGGCGGACGCGGCCGCCGGCCGUGGCCUCAUCGAGCGCCUCACCACCGACGCCGCGGCGCUCCAGCGGGACCUCCUCACGCAGAUCAUCACGCGGAACGCCCACACCGGGUACCUCCGUCGCUUCCUGGGCGGUCUGCCACCCGGCGCGUCCGCCGACGACCUCCGGGAGGCCUUCAAGAAGAGCGUCCCCGUAUCAGGGUACGAGGACGUCAAGCCGUACGUGGACCGCGUCGCCGCCGGGGAGCCGUCGGACAUCGUCUGCUCCGAGCGUAUCACCCACCUCCUCAGAAGCUCGGGCACAUCUGGGGGACAGCAGAAGCUCUUGCCGUCUACAGAGGAGGAGAUCGACCGGAAGGCCUUCUUCCAGGCUGUCCAGGCGCUAGUGAUAAACAUGCAUCUGCACGCUGAUAAGGAUAAAUGCGGCAAGGGGAUGUACCUCAUGUUUGCCUUUCCUGGAGAUCGGACCUUGUCAGGCUUGCCUGUCCUGAGUCUUACUGCAUACUACCACAGCAGCCAGUUCCAGGACCGUGACUUUAGCGAGUUCGACAGGUGCACAAGUCCCAUAGAGGCGAUUCUCUGCCCAGAUAGCAAGCAGAGCAUGUACUGCCAGUUGCUGUGCGGCCUGGUUCAACGCAGAGAUGUAGACCGUGUUGGUGGCACCUUUGCUAAUAGUUUUGUUAGAGGUAUCAAUUUUUUGGAAUGUAACUGGAAGGAGAUGUGCGAUAAUAUCCGCAGUGGGCAUCUCAGUGACUGGAUCACACACGAACCUUUGCGUGUUGCCAUCACUGAACGUUACCUGCAAGUACCUGACCCAGCACUAGCUGAUGAGAUUGUAUUGGAGUGCGCCAGGAAGCCUUGGGAUGGGAUAGUGAGGAGGCUCUGGCCAGGAGCACGAUAUAUCCGGACUGUUGUUACCGGCUCGAUGUCACAGUACAUUCCAAUUCUUGAGAGUUAUGGUGGUGGGACACCAUUUGUCUCGCCCUUGUAUGCAUGUACAGAGUGCGCCCCAGGUGUCAAUCUAAAGCCUCUUGAUCCACCUUCCUGUGUGUCAUAUGCAUUGCUUCCAAACAUUGCCUACUUUGAGUUUGCGGAGAUCACACAUGCUGAUGAGGAAAAGGUACAGAGAACUAAUGGUUUUGAUGAUAACUUGGUUGAGAUAAAGCUUGUGGAUCUUGUGGAUGUCAAAAUUGGCCGGCGCUAUGAGCUGAUUGUCACCACAUUUGCAGGUCUUUACAGAUACCGAGUUGGUGAUAUUUUUACGGUGAGUGGCUUCUACAAUGCAACACCACUGUUCCACUUCUCAGGACGGCAUGAUGUUUUGUUAAGCAUAGACUAUGAGAAGAUAAGUGAGGAGGACCUGCUCAAGGCCAUUUCACAAGCUGACGCGCUCCAUCUUAGGCCUCUUGGUUACAUGCUUGGUGGCAGCACAGCAUAUGCGGACAUAUCUGUGUUGCCUGGCCACUAUAUCCUGUUCUGGGAGCUGGUCAGUAGUGCAAGUCGCAACCAUAUGGCUAGUGAUAUCGAUCGAACUGCCAUGGAGAAUUGUUGUUCGACUGUGGAAGAAUGCUUUGAUGAAAUGUACCACAAAAGCAGACACCGCGGGUCAAUCAGGCCACUGGAGAUAAGGGUGCUGAAACAUGGUGCAUUUGAUGCUCUGAUGGACUUCUUUAUCUCCAGAGGCACAUCAGCCAGUCAGUACAAAACUCCAACUGCUAUUCGAUCGGUAGAAGCGCUGAUGGUGUUGGAGGAGAGGGUAGCAGGGAGGUUCUUUAGCCAGCAAAAUCCAAGCUGUCCUUUGUAUGAAUCCAGAGGAAUUGAUGCUACUGGGCUCGUCCGGACUUGAGAAUGUACUCAUCUGACGGUUCAUAUGGUAUCCCUUGUACGACAAACAUUGUACUACUUAAAGCAGCGCUGUAAGUUUAAAUCCAUGUUGAGAACACAAGAAAUAAGAAAAAGAAAUGUAAGUCUCAAUGUGAGAACUGUAGAUUUGUGAAAAAGAACAUGAACUGUAGAUAAUACAGAUUGGCUGUAAAUUUGGCAAAUUGUCACCGUCAACACUGGAUUGGUAAUUUUUCUUUUGGUCCU